Humulus lupulus (European hop) is the source of this 387-nucleotide messenger RNA. RefSeq names its product secreted RxLR effector protein 161-like. The coding region runs from base 1 to 387 and encodes 128 amino acids. The transcript has 2 exons. Lineage: Eukaryota; Viridiplantae; Streptophyta; Magnoliopsida; Rosales; Cannabaceae. The record is from RefSeq and is a predicted model, not a curated record.
AUGGCAAACUCGAAGAAGGGACUAUUGUCAUCCCAACAUGGAGUUCAUCUUUCUAAGAAGAAGUCUCCACAAAAUCCUCAAGAGGAAGAAGAGAUGAAACAGAUUCCCUAUGCAUUUGUAGUUGGAAGUCUUAUGUAUGCUAUGCUAUGCACUAGGCCAGACAUAUGCCAUGCAGUGGGAGUUGUAAGUGGUUCACUGGAACCGAUAGGAAACACUGAUUCUAAUUUUCAGACGGAUGUAGAUGACACGAAGUUAACUUUUGGAACGGUGUUUACUCUUGGGGGUGAAGUUGUGAUUUGGAGAAGCGUUAAGCAGCCUAUCAUUUCAUACUCCACCAUCGAGGAUGUUUACAUAGCUGUUUCUGAGGCGGCUAAGAAAAAAGUCUAG